Molecule: messenger RNA, 1970 nt
Organism: Cataglyphis hispanica
Lineage: Eukaryota; Metazoa; Arthropoda; Insecta; Hymenoptera; Formicidae
Product: protein-L-isoaspartate(D-aspartate) O-methyltransferase-like
Exons: 6
Coding region: 419-1108 (229 amino acids)
Biological process (GO): protein modification process
Cellular component (GO): cytoplasm
Molecular function (GO): protein-L-isoaspartate (D-aspartate) O-methyltransferase activity
Source: RefSeq, a predicted model, not a curated record
GUCAGUUGCUUUCGACGAGUUAUAGAUCCGCGGCAAUCUACGACGUUUUCAACAUCUAUUUUGAAAAGCGACGUGCGCAACGAGUUCGCGCGAUUGCUCAACAUUCGCCCCGGUAAUCUCGCAAUCCACGUCGAUCCGGUCGAACUAUCGCAAGAUCUGUUGGUGAAGGGUGAAGCGAUACUCGGUCACUGUGUCCUAAUAUUAAAUUAUACAGUUGAUUUGAGUCAUAAAAGAGCAGAUUGGAAUAAGUGCGGUCGGCAGUUUAAUGUGGUAAACGAAAGUGACAGAUCAUCGAUUGGAGUGUUUGUUUUGACCCGACAAGCCGGUUGCCGCCACGCUUUUCUCCAAAAUUCGGAUCCGCGUCGUCGAGUAUUCCUCGACGCUCGCGUUCCUUUCCUCUGUCGUGCUCGCAUGCAAUAUGGCUAUGUACGGACGUUAUCACGGUAGGAGCAAUGAGGAACUCGUCCAACAUCUCAAGCGAUCCAGAGUGAUUAAAUCUGAUAGAGUGUUUGAGGCAAUGAAUUCUGUUGAUAGAGGAAAAUACACUCAGCCUAGCCAUGCUUAUAUAGAUGCUCCACAAGGGAUAGGUUACGGCGUCACCAUUAGUGCUCCCCAUAUGCAUGCGUAUGCCCUGGAAUUACUUGAAGAGAAACUGCAUAAUGGUGCAAGGGCAUUAGAUGUUGGUUCUGGUUCAGGAUACUUGACAGCAUGUAUGGCCAUUAUGUUAGGAACGCAUGGAUUAGCUGUUGGAAUCGACCAUAUUCCAGAACUUCGAACAAUGGCUGAAGAAAACAUUCGACACGAUCAUCCAGAACUUUUGCGCAAUGGACGUGUGGAAUUAGUUGUUGGUGAUGGAAGAUUGGGGUAUCCUGAUCGUGCACCAUAUAACGCUAUUCAUGUGGGAGCAGCCGCCAAAGAACUGCCACAAGCGUUGAUAGAUCAAUUAGCACCUGGUGGACGGUUAGUACUACCAAUGGGCGCAGAGAACUCGGAUCAAACCUUAGUGCAAAUCGAUAAGACCAUGGAUGGUAAAAUCAAGCAGCGGCCAUUAAUAGGAGUGAUGUUCGUCCCACUCACCGACAGGGAACGACAAUAUCGUCGAUCAUGAGAUACGUGUCGGCUCCAAUAAGUGAGCGCCGCUUUAUUAUUUAUAACUACGAGUAUUAUUUUAUUAUUUUAACAUUGUGCACAACUUUAUUUACAUAAAACGUGUCAGAAAAACUAUUCAAUCACAUCAAAUAGACAAUUUUGUUAAAAAUUUUUAUAAAUAUUAAUUAAAAUCUAGCAUUAGAAAAUAUUUCUGUAUCUUUGAAAUCAACAAUAGAAACAAGUUUUUAUUUUUGAUAUCAUAUUUUAUUAAAUGUAUUAUAUUUUUUUGAGAAAACAACUAUAUAUUGUCGUAAUUUUUGUUUGCAGAAAAUUUUUUUGAAUCUAAGUAUGCAAUAAUGUCGAUUGGUGAUAUUAUCUAGUCUUUAAAUAUUAUGUAAAAAUAAUCUAUAUAUACAUAUAUGAGUAGUAAAUGUGCGAAAAAAAGAACUAGAUUUAAACUAAUAGCUAUGAUAUUUAAAUUAUAAUAUUAAUAAUAAACUUAUAAUUUGCAGUUGUGUUUACAUAAAACUUUGAUUUACAUAAUAUAAUUAAGACAUAAGAAAUUCUUUUCAAUUUAAGCCAAAGUCUAAAAUAUAAUUUUUAUUUGAUUUUUUGUAUUAUUUAUUUGCUUGAUAAAUUUUUAUGUUGAGUUUCUUCAAGAUUUCAUUUUACAAAUUAAAUGAAAAGAAAUUUAUAUAUAAUUAAGUAAUUUAUUAACGAUACAUAUAAAAUUAUUUACAUUUUUUUGUAUAAUAAGACCCUUAAACAAUAUAUAAUAUAUGUAAUAUGUACCUUUUCUUUUCUAUGAUUUAAUUGAUCUGUAUUUCUUGAAGUUAUAUAGAUGCAAUAUUUAAAAAUAAAUAUAUGUAUUUAAAAAGAAA